This is a messenger RNA of Nicotiana attenuata, 675 nucleotides long. RefSeq names its product zinc finger MYM-type protein 1-like. The transcript has a single exon. The record is from RefSeq and is a predicted model, not a curated record. Lineage: Eukaryota; Viridiplantae; Streptophyta; Magnoliopsida; Solanales; Solanaceae. Bases 1 to 675 code for a protein of 224 amino acids.
AUGUUAGCCUUGUCAAAUCACUCUCAAUCAAUUCAAGCUGCUUUUGAAAAGCAAUCCGAUCAACAAAAAACUGAAUAUCGAAUUCGUUUAAAUGCCUCAAUUGAUGUUGCAAGGUUUCUCUUGGACUUUGGAUUGCCUUUUCGUGGUCACGAUGAAAGUGAAUCUUCAAAAAAUAAAGGCCUUUUUCUAGGGCUUUUGGAAUGGCUUGGAAAUAGGCUUCCAGAUGUAGAUAGAGUUAUAUUAAAACAUGCUCCAAAAAAUGAUAUGAUGACUUCGCCAAAAAUUCAAAAGGAUAUUAUGAGUGCUUGUGCACAAGAGAUCGUGAAAGCUAUAAUUGAUGACUUGGAUGGAGAUUAUUUUGGGAUAUUAGUUGAUGAGUCCAAGGAUAUUUCACACCAUGAACAAAUGCCCCUUGCUUUGCGGUAUGUUGACAAAAAAGGCCAAGUGAACGAGCCAUUUAUUAGUCUUGUUCGUGUUAGUGAUACAUCUGCAAAGUUGUUGAAAGAUGCAGUACUUUCUUUGCUAAUGAAACACUCAUUAAGUCUAUCCAAAAUACGUGGACAGGGCUAUGAUGGGGCUAGUAAUAUGCAGGGAAAGAUGAAUGGCCUUAAAGCUUUAAUUUUGCAAGAAACUCCAUGGGCAUAUUCUGUUCAUUGUUUUGCACAUCAAUUAUAA